Bactrocera neohumeralis is the source of this 1647-nucleotide messenger RNA. RefSeq names its product zinc finger CCCH-type with G patch domain-containing protein. Gene Ontology annotation, biological process: negative regulation of DNA-templated transcription; regulation of transcription by RNA polymerase II. The record is from RefSeq and is a predicted model, not a curated record. Gene Ontology annotation, cellular component: nucleus. Bases 51 to 1568 code for a protein of 505 amino acids. NCBI's taxonomy places the organism in Eukaryota, Metazoa, Arthropoda, Insecta, Diptera, Tephritidae. The transcript has 5 exons. Gene Ontology annotation, molecular function: metal ion binding; RNA polymerase II cis-regulatory region sequence-specific DNA binding; DNA-binding transcription factor activity, RNA polymerase II-specific.
UACUCCACCAAAUACAAAAACAUGGUUUUCAAUUAAAUAUUUCGUCAAAAAUGGAUAUAAAUACUAGCGAAUAUGAAUCACAGCUUCAGAUUGUUGAAGAGUCCUUAGCAGUUACUGAAAAUCAGGAAGAACGUCUUGCACUCAAUGGUCUAAAGGCAGAUAUUUUAGAACUUAUUGCAUUAACAAAGCAGACAAAUGCAGAGCAAUCCUCUAAUAACGAUGAUGGAUGUAACUUCGACGAAGAACUAGAGCGUUUUAAGAGUGAAAUGGUACAAUUAGAUAACGUUCAAAGCGAUGCCCAAGAAGUUACCGAAGAAAAUAUUGGUGAACAGUUAACUAAGCUUAGAGUAAAACUAGAAGAUAUGGUUGGUCAGAAGUGUACUGCACCUCAUGAGCAUACCUGGGGUGCAAUUAGUUACCAUAAUGCCAUAGUCUGUGGAAUUGAAGAUACGGCAAAUAUGGAUAGUAAUGGUCAAUUAAAAGCUCGCUUACGAGUCUUGUUUACUAAUCCCACUCAUCGUGAAAUGUUGCCUUGUUCAUUCUACCUGGAAGGAGACUGCCGAUUUGACGAUGCACAGUGUCACUAUUCCCAUGGCGAGCUUAUAGAUGUCGAAAAAUUAGGUGAAUAUACUGAACCAGAUUUUACACGACUUGCUCGCAAUUGCGUUGUGCUUGCAAAAUUGCCAAAUCGCCUUUGGCAUAAAGGUCGUGUACUUUGCGCUAAUUUUAUAGAUCAAUCAUGCCGUGUACGUCUUGAUAAAAAUGAUGAUAAACGAGAAAGGGAUUUUCCCUUUGAAGAUUUGCUACCAAUAUUUCACGAUGAUGAUUUAUCCAGCGGAAGCUCUAGCGAAUCUUCUACCGAAUUGAGAGAAUUAGAAGAUUCAGGAGAUAUCAAAAACAUAAGGCAAGAAAAUUUAAUAGAACAAAGAUUGUUUGAAUAUAAACCAACACAACAACUUGGCGAGUGGGAAAAACACACGCGGGGCAUCGCAUCUAAAAUAAUGGCGAAAAUGGGAUAUGUUCACGGUUCUGGAUUAGGCUCAGACGGAAGUGGUAUUGUCAUACCUGUUACAGCACAAAUAUUACCUCAAGGCUGCUCACUUGAUCAUUGUAUGGAGUUACGCGAAGCAGCUAACGGAGAUAAAGACUUUUUCAGUAUAGAGAAAAAACUGCAACGUCAAAAGAAAAAACAGGAAAAGAUGAAUGCGAAAUCAUAUGAACGAGAAUUACAGCGAACAGAUGUAUUUUCCUUUAUUAAUGAUAAUAUAUUGGGUGGAGGAUCUGAAAUAAGGAAAGCAGUGAAAAAUGUAACACUAAGUAACGAAACCACCAAAUCGUUAAAUGUAGCAAGUGUGCGCAUUUCGGACGACAUACGACGAAAAGAGCGAGAAAUUGCAAAGUUACAUCAAUCGAUGGAUCGUAACUCUGUUGGCUCAGACCUAUACAAACGGACUCAACAACAAUUGCAAAUUAAAGCACAGGAACUGAAAGCUUUACAAAAAGAGGAAACUAUUCUUUCUAAAGAACAAGUUUCACGAAAAACUAAAGAUAAACUAUGCGUAUUUUAAGAUGAACUGUAAAUGCUUUCUUGCGUAUAAUAUAAAAAAAAAUUUAAAGCUACAUACAUAUAUAUGUAUGUAUAUGAAA